CCAGUGUGCUUCCAGCCACGAUCCUCCCCUCCAGCAUAAAUUGAAUUGUCUUCGGUGACAAACAACAUGGAGAGUCAUUUGUUGCUAAGAAUUUGGUGAGACGAAGAGUGUUUUAGUGAUCAUUUCCCAAGAAGUUCGCGCGAGUUGCACGUAACAAUAAUGACGGUGUAAGAAGCUCAAUAGAUUUAAUCAAUUCAAUAUCCAACCAACUAUUGUCUUAUCAGUGGGACGAGAGUGUGGUUGUGAAGUUGGGAUUGAGUUCAAGCGAGAGUGAGGGAAUUUUGUGUGGUGAUUGAUAAGAUAUAAUAUUAAUGGAACAUUAUCAAGGUUGAUUCGUUGGAUGACGGAGUGAAAGAAGCUCACAGUGCAAGAGACAUUUUUUUUUAAUAUAAAUUUUACAAAUUAAACUUGUUUCAUUGUUGGUCUCUCCCCCGAAAAAAGGUGGAAAAUUUCUGGUGGAUCUGUUUGAAAAGAUAUUUCUAAAACUAAGAAUCAACCGAGGAAGUUGUGGAAAAAAUGGAUAUGACAAUUACUCUUUGUUUUAGUGUAGUACUUCUUGGGAAUUCCGUGACACUGGCGUAUGAUUCAUCGACUGAAGCAUCAACAAUACCGUCUAACAAAGUUCCUCCUCUCCUAUUUCCCGAAGAUGAUUCCCAGUAUAGAAUAAUAACUCAAAAUGAAACUGCCAUCCAACAUAUUCUACAGAUAACGAGUAAGGAUGAUGUCAUAAGAGAGAUUCCUCUAACGGAAGGUCAAUCAACUACUGUUGAGAUUAAUAGCACAGGUCACACAGAUAAAGUGGAAACUACUACUUCUGUAAAACCACCCGAGACUAUUCAGGAGACUCAGGAGAAGAAGGAUUCAUCGCCUGAUGAAGACUCUGAGGAGAAGAAGGAUGACGAUGAUACAAAUUACUAUGAUGACACUACAGAUGAUCCCAAGGAUCAAGUAGAGAAAAUUCAAAGUGAUGGAAAGUACAAGUCAUCACAGGAACUCGAAGAACAAUUCAAUAGAAAUGAUGAAAAUGAAGAGGACCAGAAGACACCGGAAAUUGUCGAUAUUGUGGUAGAUUACUCAGCCUCAGUGGAUCAUACUCAUAUUGUAGCAAUCAUAGCUGUGGUCUCAAUUGCUAUUUUGGCAUUUGCUGUCUAUAUUGGGCUCAUUUACUGGAGAUAUCAUCUACAAAAGAUAUAUGGUUCUCGACAACGCCUCGUUACUGAAGAAGAUUGGUAUCACAAUGAUUCGAGGGACUUUGAAAUUUAAAUUCAUUUAAACUAGUCAAAUUUUAUUUCUGUGUCCAAAUGCUGUUGAACUCUUUGCAAUACAAAUUUUGCUGGAAAAAGAAAGAAGCCAUAAGAUUGAGGGUGAUUUGUUUCUUAGAAGAAAAUGCUUAUACAUUUUAAUAAAAAAGAUCAAUUGUUAUUUUUAGAGAGAGUUAUGAAAGAGAUGAACAAUACAAAAAAAUCGACUGAUACUGAGGUAUUCCUAUGAUAAGAAAUAAAAGAACACUAUCAGUUACAUAUCAAAAUAGAAUUUCUGCAUUUCAUUCCAAAAGCCUGGUUUAUUUUUAAAUAUACACGAUUUGUCAUUUUUUUUAUAAAUACUUUAUGCUAAAAUGAUGGAUUUUAUCGCUAUUCUAUCGUUUGUGAGGACAAUACCAUUAAUUAAUAAAGAUAUUUGGAAA
Molecule: messenger RNA, 1684 nt
Organism: Phlebotomus papatasi
Lineage: Eukaryota; Metazoa; Arthropoda; Insecta; Diptera; Psychodidae
Exons: 6
Coding region: 517-1263 (248 amino acids)
Source: RefSeq, a predicted model, not a curated record